GAUCUUUUCAACUCUACUUCUUCAACAACAAUAAGACGGCUAUGGAGCAAUUCUGUCGCGAUGAUAUUGAGAUGAUUGUGAUUGGGCUUUUUAUAUCGCGUUCGGAACACCAGUUGAUGGCUUUUUACACUUAGAUACAUUGAUAUCAGUUGUGCUUGGACGUUGCAGCAUUGAAUGGAAAGUGGAUGUUAGCACUGCCCCUGACCACGCUAGAAAAGAGGACACUAGAAGGUCAGCCCUUUAACGCCGAUCUCAGUAUUAAACUUUGCUACAACCACCAUCCGCCAUCUACUCCAUCACAUUUUGUCGCUCUUUCGUCCAAUACUUGAUUUUCUGGACUUUUUGAUGCAUCUAUUAUAAUUAGUCAUUCAAUUUCAAGGCCAUUCUAUUGGUUUGCUCCUAUGGCCACCAGACGGGCUCACAGGAAGUCGCGGAAGGGAUGCACCGUCUGCAAGCUGAAGCACGUCAAAUGUGAUGAACGUCGUCCCAAUUGUGGAAACUGUCAAGAUCGCGAGAUCACCUGCAUAUAUCCGUGGGAGAGAAAACCACCACCUUCCACCUCCAUAAGAGGGAGUUCACCGCAGGUGUCUGGUACUCAGUGCCAAGCCACAGUAUUAUCACCUGGUGCCCCCUUAUCACCAUUUCAUAUGCCACAAGCAUAUAACAUUGAAGCCCUCAAACUUCUUCACCACUACACGAUCAAUGUUUAUGAAUCUCUCAGCACUAUUAUUCCACAACAGAAAGUAUGGCAAAUAUCCGUCGUACAGAUAGCCAUGCAAAACGAUUUUCUUCUUCGUGGGAUUCUUUCUUUUUCCGCUUUACAUAUUGCCCUUGAUGGCUGCGAAAAUCCUCAAAUUUUGGUGGCGGAGGCUGCCCACCACCAAAACGCGGCACUGGUAGAGUACCGGCGUCUCAUAAACACCAGCGACAUUUCGCCAGAAAGUCAACGUGCCGCCUUCUUAUUCUCAGCCUUUCUGGCCAUGUGUGGAUUUUGUUUCAUUCGCGCAGAUGGAGCCUUACUCGAGUCAAAUAAGGGCGAUCGCGGAAUUGAUAAAUUCUUGACUUGCGCCAGCUUGGUCAGGGGUAUGGUUAGUCUGCUUAGUCUAUGGAAGGGAAACAUCUUCUGUGAUGAACUCCAUGCUACUAUACGGAGUGGUCCGCCUAUGGAUUUGUACCCUGACAUUGGCGGCGAUGUUAUUACGGAGUUGCGUGCUCUACCCGAUCUUCUUACUCGCUGUGAGGCCGAAACAUGCCCGGACACAUCUAGGGUUUGCCAAGAUGCCGUUCAACAGCUCUUUUACUCAUUCGAGAUUAUCAGACAGAUAAAGGUAGAUAGAAGUUCGACAUCGCCAAUCACAGCUGGACUUAUGUGGCCUGCUGGAGUUUCCAGAGACUAUUUCAUUCUUCUGACUCAACGAAACCCUCUUGCCGUUCUUAUUCUUGCUUAUUAUGGAGUUUUAUUACAUCGGCUCGACUCCUUCUGGUUCUUCCGGGGAUGGGGAAAGCAUCUAGUCGAGACAAGCGCAUACAUCCUGGACGAUUCGUACGCUGAUCUACUUGCCUUCCCGAAAGCGUCGGUGGGGCUAUGUGAUAUUGAUAAUUGGUGCAGCCUCGGAGAAACUCUACAGUGCAGCUUUUAAGCAAGCCUCAAGGUCAAAUGGCCAUACGGGAUCAGCUUUUCCCAAAUACUUUUCCAGGUAUUAUAAAGUCAAUCCUGGUUAUUCUAAUUCAAAAAAUUCGAUCAACAAAUAUCA
Botrytis cinerea B05.10 is the source of this 1754-nucleotide messenger RNA. RefSeq lists its product as hypothetical. The coding region runs from base 402 to 1640 and encodes 412 amino acids. The record is from RefSeq and is a predicted model, not a curated record. The transcript has 2 exons. Gene Ontology annotation, molecular function: zinc ion binding; DNA-binding transcription activator activity, RNA polymerase II-specific. Gene Ontology annotation, biological process: regulation of transcription by RNA polymerase II. Lineage: Eukaryota; Fungi; Ascomycota; Leotiomycetes; Helotiales; Sclerotiniaceae.